Messenger RNA from Hemiscyllium ocellatum (epaulette shark), 3138 nucleotides. RefSeq names its product nanos homolog 1 (gene nanos1). Lineage: Eukaryota; Metazoa; Chordata; Chondrichthyes; Orectolobiformes; Hemiscylliidae. The record is from RefSeq and is a predicted model, not a curated record. The coding region runs from base 145 to 816 and encodes 223 amino acids. Gene Ontology annotation, cellular component: perinuclear region of cytoplasm. Gene Ontology annotation, biological process: oogenesis; negative regulation of translation. Gene Ontology annotation, molecular function: zinc ion binding; mRNA binding. The transcript has a single exon.
CACACACACAUACAGAGAAGCUCAUUCAGAACUGAGAGCUGGGGGGACACAGAGAGAGAGAGAGGGGGGCCAGUGCACUGAGGUCCCAGGGACAUUAUCCCCCAGCCUGAACUCCAAGAGAGAGAGAAGGGGGAUUGGGGCGCUAUGGAUUUGUUGAACUCCAAGUACCUGAGCCCUGGAGGCACCUACGACUACACCUUCAACUUCUGGACGGACUACCUGGGCUUGUCCGCGCUGGUGAUGAAGAGCCGCAAGAAUGUGAGCCGCUCCCCCAACUCCAUCACUGAGUCCCUGAAGGCCACUCUGGGGCUGAAUGACGCUGCUUGCCCUUGCCUGGCCGCCGACGGGGACGCACCCCUGCAGUGCUGCUGCUGCUGCUGCUCGCCCAACGCGUCCAGGGGCUGGCUGGAGCUGGAGGACACCUUCUCCCUCUUCGACCCCGUCCGCCCCUUCCCUGCCUCCCCCCAGGAGCCCGAGCUGCUCCUCGACCCCUUCGCCCCCCUGGACCUGCUGGGGCUGGAGAGGAAGGGGUUCAGGAGGGGCAGCAGCGGCCGGGCCAAGCAGGAGCCCAAGAUCUGCGUCUUCUGCCGCAACAACGGCGCCCCCGAGGAUGUCUACUCCUCCCAUGUGCUGAAGACCCCCGACGGCAGGGUCACCUGCCCCAUCCUGAGGGCCUACACCUGCCCCCUCUGCCACGCCAGCGGAGACAACGCUCACACCAUCAAAUACUGCCCCCUCUCCAAAGACCAGCCGCCCCAGAGGCUGCUGAAGGGGGGCAGAGCGGUCGGUGGGGGCAAGAGGCUCAAGAUCUUCUAGACUCGAAGCCUUCUUCACUGGGAAACAGAACCUUUUUUUUGGGACCUAAGACUUCUGACGCCCACCACCCUCCCAAUUUCCAAACCUUCCACCUCCAACCCUCCAUCUCCAACCUCCCUGGCUCCUAGACCCCCCACCUCCAAACCUUCCACCUCCAACCCUCCAUCUCCAACCUCCCCGGCUCCUAGACCCCCCACCUCCAAACCUCCAUCUCCAACCCCCCCCUCAUAUCCAACCCUCCAUCUCCAACCUUCCCAUCUCCUAGACCCGCCACCUCCAAACCUCCCUGUCCACCCCCCCAUCCAACCCUCCAUCUCCAACCUCCCCAUCUCCUAGACCCCCCACCUCCAAACCUCCCUCUCCACCCCCCAUCCAACCCUCCAUCUCCAACCUCCCCAUCUCCUAGACCCCCCACCUCCAAACCUCCUCUCCAACCCCACCCCCAAUCCAACCCUCCAUCUCCAAACCUCCCUCUCCAACCCCCCAUCUCCAAGCACCCCCAUAUCCAACCCUCCAUCUCCAGCCCCCCCAUCUCCAAGCACCCCCAUAUCCAACCCCCAUCUCCAACCCCCCAAUCUCCUAACCCCCAUCUCAAACUCCCCCCCCCCAUCUCCAACACCACCCCCACCUCUUCAUCUCCAACAUCCCCAGUUCCCUCCCUUUCCUCCCAAAACUCAACCUUGUUUCAGGAAAGGAAAUACCUGGUCUUGAAAAACAUUUCUCAAGGUCCCAUCGUUUUAUGGAUCAAGAAUCGAAUUUUGGGGCAAGAAAAACCAUAUUGUCUUCGUCUUUGGAAAUGUGGUAGGUUUUGGCAAAGACAGAAUGAGAGAAGGAACUGGUCAUUUCUCCCUGGUAACUGUUCACUUGUUGACAUAAGGCAAUGUGAUGUUUUUUUGUGCUGAAAAACGAGAUUUGUGUUAAUGGCCAGAAACAUUUUGGUGUUCCAUUGAUAUCCAUCACUUUAUUUCACCCUCUUCCCCAGUUUCCUGUCCCAUUUAAAAUGUCACUGACAAAUUUUAAGACAAAUUUCACCCCCCCCCCCCCCCCCCCCCCCCCCCCCCGCACCCCUCUCUGAAAACUGUUUGGAAUUUUCUGCAGAGUUGCUAGGUUGGUGAAGAGCUUUUUUAGUUCAGGAAUGUAAUUUUGGACACAGGCCAGGAUUUUCAAAAAGGGCAGAAGUAAGAUUUCUAUUCUUGGGCUGAAAUGGAAGGUUGGAACAUUUUCAAAAAUGCAUCUUUUUAGGAGAGCUUUUUGAAUUUAAUAUCAUUUGAAUUUAAUAUCAUUUGUGAUUCAUUUUCCAACUUUGUAAGUCUCUAACCUGCGCUGUAAAGUCACACCCCGACAUAUAACUCAACGAAGACUUGGAAUUAGAGUCUGUCUUGCCAUAGCUCCAAUCUUUAUUCUUGUUCCCGAAAUCACAGAUUGGUACACAGAAACAGGAUUUGGUUUGAACUCGAGGACGACAGGACUUGUGCUGGGGUCUGGCCGGGACUAUGUAUUGGGGAGGGGAGAAAGAACCUUUUGUGGACAAUUCAGUCUCAAGAAUUUGUCUUAAAGCAAGACUGCUGAUUUGUUUUUUGUGUUGUCCUUCUCAGACACAAACAAGCACGAUUUUAAACAAAAAAACUGUUGGAUAAGUAGUCAAACGUCUCUUUGUUACGUAACUUACUCCAAAUAUAUUUAAAAAAAAUUGCAGUUUUCUUCUUUAUAGUGAAUGUAACAUUUUAACAGUCGGGAAUUGUUCUGAAGAGAUGAUUCUUGCAGGACUGCACAAUGAAAUUGAGUCUUUCCUUUUAUUUACCAAAGCAGUUAUACAAGUUGUAAGAGAAUUAUAUGUAAAUAAGAACUUGUCUGUAAUGUAUAUUCAGUAUUUUGAUCAUAUGCUGAUUUAAAGAGGGCUCUACCUCAAAAGAUUAAUGCUUGAGAGAUGCAUUAAAUUUCUAUAAAAAAAAUUAAAUAUCAGAUUCAAUAAAUAACCAGUUUAUAAAUGACACACUGCCAUUUCUAAAAGGUUUUGUAAUAAUAUUUUUUUGAAUUUUAUAUAAGAAAUCUGUAUUUUUCACAUUACGGCUGCAGGAAAAAUUUUAAAAUGAAUGCCGCUUUUAAGCAAUUCAUUUCGCACUUAAGUUUCUGUAAAUAUAAUUCACAAUUAUUUUCUUUCUGAAUUUGUGUUGUAAAUUGUUGGCCUUUCUUUGCAUAGAGUUUUUUAAAAAAAAGAAAUCUUGAUUAAGGUACCAGUUUAAUUCUUAUUUAUACAAUGGUGUUACUGUUUCUGUAUGCUGCAGCACAGAAAGAAUGAUAUUGUUUACUGAAGGUAAUAAA